Messenger RNA from Crotalus tigris (Tiger rattlesnake), 3128 nucleotides. It is a transcript of the gene KCTD10, whose product is annotated as potassium channel tetramerization domain containing 10. Gene Ontology annotation, cellular component: Cul3-RING ubiquitin ligase complex. Gene Ontology annotation, molecular function: protein binding; ubiquitin-protein transferase activity. Lineage: Eukaryota; Metazoa; Chordata; Lepidosauria; Squamata; Viperidae. The transcript has 7 exons. The record is from RefSeq and is a predicted model, not a curated record. Gene Ontology annotation, biological process: proteasome-mediated ubiquitin-dependent protein catabolic process; negative regulation of Rho protein signal transduction; protein ubiquitination. The coding region runs from base 152 to 1093 and encodes 313 amino acids.
CGCGCCCCGCGAGACCGAGUUCCGACCUGCGGAGAAGGAAGGGGCGGGGCCGGGAGAGGCACCGCCCCCGCGCGUCGCGUCAGCCGCUCCUCGCCCCGCCCAGGAGAACCGUCUGGCCGAGGGGAGGAGGGGGCCUCGCGCGGGGCUGUUCAUGGAAGAGAUGUCCGGAGAGACAGUGGUGAGCACCGCCGUGCCAGCAGCCACGACCCGCACCACGUCCUUCAAAAGCGGCAGUCCCAGCUCCAAGUAUGUGAAGCUGAACAUCGGCGGCGCCUUGUACUACACCACCAUGCAGACGCUGACCAAGCAGGACACCAUGUUGAAGGCCAUGUUCAGUGGCCGGAUGGAGGUCCUCACGGACAGCGAAGGCUGGAUCCUGAUAGACCGCUGUGGCAAGCAUUUUGGAACCAUUUUAAACUACCUGCGCGAUGGUGCCGUGCCCCUCCCGGAGAGCCGGCGGGAGAUUGAGGAGCUGCUGGCCGAGGCCAAGUACUACCUGGUCCAAGGCUUGGUGGAUGAGUGCCAGGCUGCCCUUCAGAACAAGGAUGUCUAUGAGCCUUUUUGCAAAGUGCCCAUCAUCACGUCCUCCAAGGAAGAGCAGAAACUCAUAGCCACGUCCAACAAGCCAGCGGUUAAAUUGCUCUACAACCGAAGCAAUAACAAAUAUUCCUACACCAGCAAUUCAGACGACAACAUGCUGAAAAACAUCGAGCUGUUUGACAAACUCUCCCUGCGCUUCAAUGGGAGGGUCCUUUUCAUCAAAGACGUGCUGGGAGAUGAGAUUUGCUGCUGGUCGUUUUACGGCCAGGGACGCAAGAUUGCAGAAGUGUGCUGCACCUCGAUUGUGUACGCCACCGAGAAGAAGCAGACCAAAGUUGAAUUCCCAGAAGCCCGAAUCUACGAAGAGACCUUGAACAUCCUGCUCUACGAAGCCCAGGAUGGCCGAGGUCCCGACAAUGCGUUGCUGGAGGCCACCGGGGGGGCAGCCGGGCGCUCCCACCACCUGGAGGAGGAUGAGGAGCGUGAGCGCAUCGAGAGGGUCCGCCGGAUCCACAUCAAGCGCCCCGAUGACCGUACUCACCUGCACCAGUGAGCAGCUGUAGUGGGCCGGCCCCUUCCCUCCGACUCGGCCGGCCUCCGGCUCGCUGCCAGGACUGUCCUUUUCUACCGAGAGUAUUUUUGGUAUCUGACGAUGCAGCGUGUUGUAAGCAAAGAUUAUCCCUUGUGACCAAGUCCGGGGUGCAGGUCUGGGCUUUGCAGCACUUCUGAAUUCCUGUCCUGAGCUUGGAGAAAACUGCUCUUUGGGUAGGAACACACAGCAGCCUCUGUUCGGCUUCAGCCUCUCUCUCGGUGGAGUGGGCUCCUUCAGGGGAGCCUUUUUAGAAGUCUGGAGGAGCCCUCAUUCCCACGGAGAAAAGCUGUGGCUAAACCCCUUUGCCACCCAAGGGAGGUGUUCCAUCUCCUGUUACAGGAGGAAAAACAGUGGUAGGACCAGGCAGGAAGGUCCCGUUUUCUUCACUUUUCCCCAAGGAUGGCAGUUCCCAUCUUGCCUUCAGUAGAUGCUGCAAAGUGCACCUGUGGCCUUCUUUCUCAUUGCCCCCUCCCCAUUCACGAGUCCCACCUUCUGAUCCAAGACCAAAGGCUCAAUCUGCCAAGCAAUGAUCUUCUGGCCGUGUCCACGUGUGAUUCGGUCUCCUUAUUCUGGGACCAGCAGGCUCUCCCCGGCUGUACCGUCUAAAUUAGAAGCCAUUUUGCAUAUGGGCCGAACUAAAGCCCUGAGGCCCUGGGAAGAUGGCGCCCACCAGUAAGACUCCUUAGGCGUCUCCCCUUGGCCCCAUGAAGUUCAGAAGAGGCACUAAAGCCCCUUGGAUUGGAAAAGGUGCCUAAGGAGGGAGAACAGGCGGCUGUUUCUGCCCAGGGCUUCCAUACAGUAUGCCACUCUCAGCCUCCCACCCAGAGACCCCUCAGCUCCACCCCCAAAGCCCCUAUGUAAGUGAGAAAGUGCCUGGCUGGCUGGAAUCUACAGAAUCCAUCUUGCUGCACCAGGUGGGAGUGAGAAGGCCUUUAUUCCUUCAUGCUUUAAUCGAUGUCUGUUGCAUCUCUCCGAGCCUUUAUUUGACAGCAGAAAUCUUAUUUGCAAUUUGCAGUGUGAGUAGCAGAAAACCCAAAGAUUAAGCUGCGACUGGAGAUCGGCUGAGUUAAGAUGUUCUGCAAAGUGUCCAAGGCUGCAGACCAAAGUCCAGAAUUAGCUUAAUUCCUGUUUCCGUUUAGGAAAAAGAGUGUUUAUUUUGUGCGUUUCAGAGUUUAGGGAGCUAAACCAGCGUAGCCAAAAAACAACUGUUGAAAGAUGCUGCAAACCAAAAUGGCGGCAUCAUAUUACAUCGUUCAGUGGAUCCUUUGCUGCCUGUUAAGGCUCUCCCCGGGAUAUUUAUUUUCAGGAGUUGUGUUUGUUCCUGAGCUGUGGAAUUGGAAAAUGUCUUUCUGGAUGUUUCCCGCCCAGAGGAAGGGGUGGGGGCGCCCUCCGUUUCCUCUUUGGGUGAGGGAGGGGCUCUUGGUCCAGGCAGGCAGAGAGGACCAUCAGCUCCCAGAAAAGGAAUCGCCUGAAAUGGUCAAGGGGACCAGUGAGGAAAUGUUUUUGGGGUGGGAUGACCAGGACCCCAACCCAAGAAAGAGCAGCUCCAAGCUUUCAUCUCUUUAGCCUGUCGGUGAGGUAUUUGAAUCAGAUUUUAACCACUCUUGACCAGCCCCCCCCCUCCAGCGAGGGAUCAGAGUGGACAGGAGUGCCUGCAUCUGUGUUCUAGACUGUCCUUGUGCAAUUCUAAUUCCAAAAACAAUUUUGGCCAAAGGAAAAGUUUGCCCCCCCCCCAGCAGUGCCUUUGCUUUCUGGCCUCAAGGCAGCCGCGGGUCUUGUGAAGAGCAGCAAACCGGUUAUAGAACAAGCCCCCCCCCCCUGCUUUGACAUGUGAAGUCAAGCCUUGCCUUCUCCAAGCCUUCUUAAAGGAGCCGUGCAGGAAUCGGUCUGUGCAGAAUCACUUCCUCCUCUCUGUUGAUGUGAUUUCUUCUGUUUGUAAGUGUUUCGCAUUUGACAUAGAUUUUAAAUAUGGGAAAUAAAUUAGACAUGCUUCCUA